Messenger RNA from Apodemus sylvaticus (European woodmouse), 3137 nucleotides. It is a transcript of the gene Slc6a20, whose product is annotated as solute carrier family 6 member 20. Gene Ontology annotation, cellular component: plasma membrane. Lineage: Eukaryota; Metazoa; Chordata; Mammalia; Rodentia; Muridae. The record is from RefSeq and is a predicted model, not a curated record. Gene Ontology annotation, molecular function: L-proline transmembrane transporter activity. Gene Ontology annotation, biological process: sodium ion transmembrane transport. The transcript has 11 exons. Bases 39 to 1946 code for a protein of 635 amino acids.
AGGUGUUACCCAUUCUACACUGAGAGUUGUCUCAGAAGAUGGAGUCACCUUCAGCACAUGUGAGCUCCCUGCCAGAGAAUGAGGAGCUACAGCCCUGGGGAGGCUCUGGAGGCCCUAAUCAACACCCAGGAAGACCAAGGUCAACAGAGUGUGCCCAUCCUGGGGUUGUGGAGAAGGUGCGGCCAAAGUGGGACAACCCCCUGCAGUUCUUACUCACCUGUGUCUCCUAUGCUGUGGGCCUGGGCAAUGUAUGGCGCUUCCCCUACCUGUGCCAGAUGUAUGGCGGAGGCAGUUUCCUGGUCCCCUACAUCAUCAUGCUCAUUGUGGAGGGGAUGCCACUCUUGUACCUGGAGCUGGCCGUGGGGCAGCGCAUGCAGCAGGGCAGCAUUGGUGCCUGGAGGACCAUCAGUCCUUACCUCAGUGGUGUGGGCAUUGCUAGCUUGGUGGUAUCGUUUUUGGUCUCUGUGUACUACAAUGUCAUCAAUUCCUGGGCUCUCUGGUACCUCUUCCACUCUUUCCAGGAUCCCCUGCCGUGGUCUGUCUGCCCACUGAAUAGUAACCACACAGGCUACGAUGAGGAAUGUGAGAAGGCUUCAUCGACGCAGUACUUCUGGUACAGGAAAACACUCAACAUCUCACCAUCCAUCCAGGAAAAUGGAGGAGUGCAGUGGGAGCCAGCGCUGUGCCUCAUCCUGGCCUGGCUGAUGGUCUAUCUAUGCAUCCUGCGGGGCACUGAGUCAACUGGCAAGGUGGUCUAUUUCACCGCAUCAAUGCCACUCUUUGUGCUCAUCAUCUACCUAGUCCGGGGCCUCACACUCCACGGAGCCACCAAUGGCCUGGCAUACAUGUUCACACCCAAGAUUGAGCAGCUAGCCAACCCCAAGGCCUGGAUCAAUGCAGCCACGCAGAUCUUCUUCUCACUGGGCUUAGGGUGUGGUGGCCUGAUUGCUUUUGCCAGCUACAAUGAGCCCUCCAACGACUGCCAGAAGGAUACCCUCAUUGUGUCUGUCAUCAAUACUACUUCCGCCAUAUUUGCCAGCAUUGUCACCUUCUCCAUCUAUGGCUUCAAGGCCACUUUCAACUAUGAAAACUGCUUGAACAAGGUGAUUCUGCUGCUGACCAAUUCUUUUGACCUUGAAGAUGGCUUUCUGACAGCCAGCAACCUGGAGGAGGUGAAGGACUACCUGGCAUCUACUUACCCAAACAAGUACAGUGAAGUGUUCCCACACAUAAGAAACUGCAGCUUAGAAUCAGAGCUGAACACGGCUGUCCAGGGCACAGGCCUGGCCUUCAUCGUCUACACUGAGGCCAUUAAAAACAUGGAAGUGUCCCAGCUCUGGUCAGUGCUCUACUUCAUCAUGCUGCUUACACUGGGUAUGGGAAGCAUGGUGGGGUCAGGAACAGCCAUCCUCACCUGUCUGACUGACAGCAAGGUCAUCUCCAGCUACCUGCCCAAGGAGGCCAUUUCAGGCCUGGUGUGUCUCAUCAACUGUGCCAUUGGCAUGGUGUUCACCAUGGAGGCUGGGAACUACUGGUUUGACAUAUUCAAUGACUAUGCAGCCACACUGUCCCUGCUGUUCAUUGUGCUGGUGGAGAUCAUAGCUGUGUGCUAUGUGUAUGGGCUAAAGAGAUUUGAAAGUGACCUGCAGGCCAUGACUGGCUGCACCCUCAACUGGUACUGGAAGGUCAUGUGGGCAUUUGUGAGUCCACUGCUCAUCAUCGGCCUCUUUAUCUUCUACCUGAGUGACUACAUCCUCACAGGAACGCUGCAGUACCAAGCCUGGGACGCUACUCAGGGCCAUGUGGUGAUUAAGGAUUACCCUACAUAUGCACUAGCUGUUAUUGGGCUUCUGGUAGCCUCCUCUACCAUGUGCAUCCCUCUGGUAGCCCUGGGAACUUUGGUCACACGCCACUUCAAGAGCAGAAAAGAGUUUCCUGUGGCCUGAGAACGGAGGGUCCGGCAGACUUCCUGUCAGCCACUCCCUGUUUCACAGCUACUCCCUAUACAUUCAGCAGUGGAAGUUCUACAACUGCUUUUUAAAGUCACAUGUAUUUUCUGCUUCCUGAAUCUGCAAAGAAUAUUUAAUUCUCUGUAUUAAAUUGUAGGCUGACAGAAACCUAACUGACCAUAAAUACUUAGGCUUUUACUCUUUUGUUUUUAAGACAAGGUUUCCCUGUGUGGCCCUGGCUGUCCUGGAACUCACUCUUUAGAUCAGACUGACCUUGAACUCCGAUCUACCUGCAUCCCAAAUGCUGGGAAUAAAGGUGUGUACCACUACCUCCCAGCAACUUUGACUCUUUCUCUUCCAUAAUGUAUAUACUUUUGUUGCUAGAAUUUAUACCCUUUUGUAUUAUAUAUUCAGCUCAUAAUAGAUAUAAUUUUUGAUCAUUUUGACCUUUAGCUUUUAUUCUUUACAUACCACCAUUACAGUCAUGAUAGACCACAAACUUACCUCUAACAUUGCUUUUUUGGUUGAGGCAGUCUUGGUAUAUAUGGACCCAGGUGCUAGGCUAGAAUCUGUGACCUUCUAGCCACAACAGGUCACGUACCACCAGGCCAGGUAUAUAUUUUUUAUAACAGUAAUUCUUCUUGUUUGAACCAUUCCUUUGCAGAGACAAUGCCAGCCUGGGUUCAAACACAUUCUUACUUGACCCCUCCAGUAUUUCUUGAAAGGUAUUUUAAUGAUUUUUUUCUCUUUUUCUUGUCUAGCAAAGUGUUUUACUUCAUCACUGAAGUGAAACUUUACAGCAUAUUAUAUUCUUGACUGGCAGGUUUCUUUCUUUUAGCAGUUUGAAUGUACUGAUAAAUCUAUUUGUUAUAAUCUAAUGAUAUCCCUUUAUAUGUGACUAGACUCUUGCUUGUAGAGAAGGAGCUAUAGAUCAAACAAUACAAAAAACAGAAGUGUAGGAUGAAAACUUGGAGUGCUAGAUGCAACACAAUAAACUGCAUUAGGACUUUUUUUUUUUAACUAAAUCUGAUUUUGCUGUUAACAAAAACGGUGUGGGAUGAUGUAUUAAUCUGCUCUGGUGUACUACACAUUUACUACGUAUCCUCUCAUAACUAUGCUGUGAACCUCAAAUACAUUUUAUUAAAGUGUGAGGACCACUUUCCUCCCAGAGCCAGCCUGAGGGUUAUG